AUGGAUCUAAAAGUCGAUGAACGAGCAGGGAACCACGAAAUUAAUAGAAUUAAGGAAGUCUUGGAGAAUGAAAAGGCGUUUGGCGCCCAAGUUUUUACACCCGAUGAUACCAAAACCUAUGUAAGAUGUGCAAUACCCGACUCUCCGCCGAUUUGUGGUGCUCUGAACAGUGGGAACGACAUGGUUGAUAAAUGUGUGUACGCAUUUCUUAAUCUCGCUAUCGAAGUUGAUAAACUAGCCUCAGAAGCGAGAGAAAGGAUAUAUAAUGUGCUUUUACUUUAUGGUGAAGAUGGUAGGUCUCCGUUAUCAUGAUUAACCUUUUUAUUUAGGUGAAGAUAAAAGCCAAGGGGAAGUCAUUGAGACUAUGUCCAACUUCUUUCCCUUCUUACACAAUCUUUCCUCGUUUGUUCUCAGAGUAAAGGAAGUGGCGGGCUCCAUCCUCCAACAGCUUUACAGAUUUUUUGAACUAAAGUGGGUACAAAAUACUGUAUACAGUAGCUUCAUUUAUUUUUUUUUAUUUUUAGAGAAAACUUACUGGCAAAAGCAAAAGAACGCCCUCUUUGGCGGUUGUGGAGAUGUCUAGGAGAUGCUUUGGUAAUACUAGCGACAGUCGAGGAGAUCUUUGUUCACCGGCCCUUUAUCAAAGCUCACUUCCAUACCUAUAAGAACUCGAUCAUGUUGGUUGCUCAGAAUCCUGGACAAUUUGGGUUAAAUUCCGAACGAGAUCAGCUUGUAUUACUGAUGAAUACCGUUAACUCUGUGGAUAGAGAAUUGUUUUCGCAGUCUCUAGUUAAGGUAAGUGGUACUUUUGUUAUUUUUAAAAAUGCUUAGGGGUUCUGUGCGUCAUCAGGGUUCGAGACAAUCACGAAGAAUAAGCCAUUUUUGGAGAGAUUCCGCACAAUUAUAAGCGAUUCUUUAUAUAAAUGGGACCAAGUUGCACAAAAUGAUAUUCCCGAUCGACAACGUCUAUUAGUCCUUUGUAAUUUGACCGUUCUUCAUAGUUAUUUAGUGGGCAUCAAUGCUGAUAAAAGGCUGAUCAAGCAGAUUUCGGCGACGCAGAAGAGAUUGACCGGAUUUCAUUUAACGGGCGAUCUUCUCUUUCUUCCCUUAAUGUUUCUAAAGGGGAAUCUGCAUGAGGCUUCGGUGAAAUGUUUGAAUGGCCAGACUUUGGAUGAAUCCAUUAAUUUAAUGCUGACUCAACAGACCGAGCAAUUACAACGGGAGACUCAACUGGCACAAGAGAUUGUCAACGAAUGGAAAGCGGAGAUGAUAAAUGUAAUCAAGGAUACGACCAAUGGGUUGGGGAAUGGAACGGCCAAUCAGACCACCGUUCUCAGGUUCAAUGUUCUUCUAAAGGGAGCCAGAUUAGCUGAUAGAGUGGGACGAUUGGUCAAAUGUAUCCUUAAUGCACAUCUCUUCAAGGACAGGGCUAUCUCCAGAUCAAAUGCUCUUCAUUUAUUCCGGCUGAUUGAGGUUAUGCAGGUUUGUGAUCAUGGCUUCAUUGCAUUUGGUAACAUUAUUUUUACAUUUCAUAUUUUCAGAUUGUCAAAGAUACUAUCACCUACUAUUGGAAUAAUGUGAUCGAAUGGACAUUGCAGGCCAGACAAUACUGGAGUAAAUGUUUCGUCCGGUUAAUCGAAGGAAUCCGACAGGCAAUGAGUAAUAACAGCAAACCCGACCCUUACAAUCUCGAUGUUCUCUCGGCCAUUCAUCUUUCUUGCUUAUAUUUGAGCAAUUCUUCUUCUAAACAGGGACUCAUGGCUGUAGGAUUUGCAUUGGAUAUGGCCAAUUACCUGGUACGAUCACGAUAACUUUUCACUGUCCUUUUAGAAGAAUCUGCGGACUUCGGAGAUACUAGAGAUCGAUGAAAUCUUGGUUCGAUUGGAUUCAAUAUCUAUGAUUGGCGAUAUAAUCAAUCGAGUAACCGACUGUUCUUUCCUUUAUUUCCACCGGAGUAUUGCCAAUAUUUAUUUUGAAUCGUUGAUUACAAUGGAAUCUAAUGCAGACGGGGUAAAAGUAAGUAGUGUUUUUUAUGUUGAUCUAUUUUAGAAGUUCUUUAAUGCGUUGGACGAUUCAAGUGCCAUCAUUCAACAUUGCAGACAUAAGCCAGUCGAUAAAAUUGUUGAUGACUUCAGAGAGGAUAUUUUUGCAUCAGUUGAGGAGGUAAAUUAUUGUUUUAUUUUUCUUGCUGUAUCUUAUUAUCUCACAGAUUCUACAUCAUAUCUUGCAGAAUCUAAUAGACAAACUCUGUACGAAUAUUGAGAACGACCUGCGGGUCCUUGCACAUUCCCAUCAGAACAUUGACGAGGAUUUCAUUGAGACCGAGAUCUUCAAGACCAAAAAAGGCAAGACUCCGUACUUGUAUGAAAAUCAAGAAAAUUUCCAAAGAAUUCGCGAAUUGAUCGAAUUAGGACCGUUAACUCUUAUGGGAUAUCAAUUGAGUUUGAAGGAGAAAAUUGAAAAAAACAUCCAGAAGGUGUUCUACGAGCUGACUGUAGUCGCUUUGCAUGACUCGGAGACAUAUUCACAGAUGAGAUUAUUGGCCAAAAAGAGGUUCAAUCUGGAUUUAUUGGACAGCAAUCUUCCACAUAUGGCCAUCGAUCAGGGAUUGGACAUCCUGAAAGUAACAGCCAGUUUGGAUAGCUUCGUUGAGAGUUAUUGUUAUGACCUGAAGGAGCAGGUAAGAUCUAUAGAAGCGUUUGCGAAUAAUGUCAUCGCCUUCUGUUGUCAUCAUCUAAUUACUAAUUUGAGGCUUUCUACGAGAAAAAGUCGGCCACGAAGAUGCUGAAUGUAAUGCGGGUAAAGAACGUCGUGUCUUCCAUUAAAACCCGGGGGAUGGGUAUUGUUCAUAAUACGGUAGGAUUAAGAAGAUUAAAUUAAUGUCUGUUGUUUGCAGUUGAAUGUUGCCUACAAUGUGUUGAAAAAGAAAUUAAAACUGUUUUCCAAAAUGAUGUUCAACGAGCAGAUCAAGUUGCAGCUGAUGAAGGAUAUCCGAUAUUACCGAGAUAACAUUGAUGAACUCGAUCAAAUGGUGAGAAAACAGGAAUAGACAUGUCAUUUGUGGUUAACUUUGGUGAUUGUUUUUUAAAUUGCAGUAUCCCGUUCGUCGAGCCGAGAAGUUCAACGCCUCGAUUGUGAAGCUGGGCACAACAGCCAAAGGCCAAACUCUUCUAGAAGCAUUUAGACAAGUAAUUGUGGAGAUCGGCAACACCCUCGGCUUUGUUCGGAUGCUACAGUCCGCCAUUCUGAAUGUGAAUUGUUUUACGGCCGAGAUGGAGUCCAUUGAAGACAAUGCGAUUAAGGCCAAUCCGAUGGGGACAUUCAUCGAUUGUCUCAACAAUUCGUUGACGCCGUUUCAGAAAGACAAUGAUUACAUACAAGUAGGUCGUUUAUUAUACUAGGAAUGAUAUUGGUGAAUUGUAAGGUAUAAUAUAUUCGUUUCAGUUGAUGCUGCAGGUAUUCUCGAAGGAGUUGAGGAAUCUGGAAAGGUUUGCUCAUCUCAGGAACUUCUUCAUCCUGAUCCCGCCUCUGUCCAUCAAUUAUGUUGAAUAUCUGUUUGCGUCCAAAGCCAAGUCUUUGAAGACCAGUUCGGCCGAUCAUGAACUAAUAUUUGUGGAAGAUGGUUUCCCCAUGGGUGUAGCGUUUAUUCUCUCUGUUCUCAAUCAGGAUUACUUUUUCGAUUCCGUGAAUUGGUUUGAAUCAGUUCAAAUCAAUUUAAAUAAUUUGUUGAAAGUAACUCAGAAGGAAGAACAAACAGCUCAGAGGAACAAGGACAACUUCUUCGCUCAGACUCUGGCAAUUCGGCUAGCCCGGUUCCAAGAAAUCGAGGCUGAAUUUGAUUAUUUGAGUUACAAUCUCCAGUCCUCGAGGAUGUUUUUCAAUUCGAACCAAGUCAUUGAUGACGAGGACGAGCACUUCCUGGAAGAUAUUGUUCAUUAA
Bursaphelenchus xylophilus (pine wood nematode) is the source of this 3939-nucleotide messenger RNA. The record is from the annotation of a GenBank genome assembly. NCBI's taxonomy places the organism in Eukaryota, Metazoa, Nematoda, Chromadorea, Rhabditida, Aphelenchoididae.